Geodia barretti is the source of this 255-nucleotide messenger RNA. Lineage: Eukaryota; Metazoa; Porifera; Demospongiae; Tetractinellida; Geodiidae. The record is from the annotation of a GenBank genome assembly.
UGUGGCUUCUUGUGCCUCCGAGGUACAAAGAGCAAGCGGAUCAGGUCGAGAGCGAAGGACAGUAUGCAGCUACUUGACGUACAACUCAGCCAGUUCCACUGCUAUGUUGUCAUAUGUUAUGGAGUCCAAGAGACACAUUCUCAGCUCAAGGUCAUCAGUAGUUGUCUGGUUGAGGGUUUUGGUGAAAUAUGGAGGAAUGUGGAGAGAACAACAUGUACUGGUGGAGUGACAGUCUCCACCAUCCCAGAGAGUGUC